This is a messenger RNA of Lingula anatina, 1080 nucleotides long. RefSeq names its product organic cation transporter protein. Lineage: Eukaryota; Metazoa; Brachiopoda; Lingulata; Lingulida; Lingulidae. The record is from RefSeq and is a predicted model, not a curated record. Gene Ontology annotation, cellular component: membrane. Gene Ontology annotation, molecular function: transmembrane transporter activity. Gene Ontology annotation, biological process: transmembrane transport.
CGUAUAUGCAAGGAUUGAUCACCAGUCAAACGACUAAUGAUGGAAUUCGAUGAGGUGAUCCGACGUGUCGGAGAGUUUGGAAGGAUUCAGUUGCGGACGACAAUAUUCGGUGGCUUGGUGACGAUGACAACAGCACUGCAAAUGAUGGUGACAGUCUUCAUGCAGCAAUCACCGGCACAUAGGUGUGCCAUUCCAGGCCUGGCAAACGACACCUUUGAAAUCCAAGGUGCCUGGCACCAAUAUCUUAUCAACCAAACCAUUCCUGUAGACGAGAAUGACCAGUAUGAGGGAUGUCUGUGGCGUAGUGGAAAUGAUUCCGGGAAUGGUAGUGUUUUGUCGUGUAAUGAAUGGGUUUAUGAUACAUCUGUAUUCCCGAGAACGUUUCCUACAGAAUUUGGUCUAUUAUGUGGAAGUUCCUUAUUGAUAAAUAUGGUGAACGUGGUCUAUCUAACAGGGGUGGCUGCAGGGGCUAUUGUUGGCGGCCUUGCAGCAGACUGCAUUGGUCGUAAAACAGUAGCCUUCAUCUUCUGUUUAAUCCAUGGAGUCGGUGGGGUAGGAGCGGCACUCUCACCUACCUACGGGGCCUUUGUCGCAUUCCGAUUCUUCGUCGGGACUUGUCACGGCGCUGCAAAUAAUUGUGUGUUGGUACUGGGUAUGGAGUUUGUUUCUCCAAGAAAACGGAUUAUAUCCGUAUGCGUAUUAGGCAUAUCAUGGGGUGCGGGCAUCGUGCUUGCAACCCCUCUGGCUUAUCUUAUACGGGACUGGAGAUAUCUGCAGUUAACCGUGGCACUGCCCCCAUUCCUAUAUCUAGGAUUCUGGUGGAUAAUCCCGGAGUCCCCUCGCUGGCUGUUAUCUAGGGGGAGAUACAAGGAAGCUGAGAGGAUAGUGCGGUGGGCGUCCAGAGUGAAUGACGGAAAGAUGCCGGAGACCGGUCAUUUCUUGAAUGAGCAUUCUUUGCAAAUCACUCCGACUUUAAGUCCCCUGAAGAUUUUUAAGGCACCAAGACUUAUGGCGAGGACAGCAGUAGCAAUCUGUGGCUGGUAUAAACAUUGUUUUCGCAGUUUGGCAACACGCAAUUGA